AUGCGGAAUUGAGGCCACAUAACGGAGGCUUUGGUCGUGAGAGAGAGAUGGGGAUGUGGAAGGUGAAAGGAGUUGCGUACAAACCCCUCGUCGAUGCUGAUUUUGAUGGUCGCAGUGAUCAGAUUUACAUCUCUCCCAAUGUUAAAGCACCGAGAAUGGCGGGUGUUUUGGUGAAGAUCUUCGCCUGGGUUUUGGAACUCCGGCCGCUGGGGAAGUUGUUGCUCUAUUUUCUUAAGAGGAACAAUCUCAUCAACAAGUUGGUGACGGAGGCACGGCUCGAGGAGCCACCCAUGUACACUCCUCAACCCAUUCAUCAAGAUCUUGAAGAGCAAGACGUGGAAAGCACAGAUCCUGAUUCGUCUCCUUCAGAGCGGGUUAAAGAAGCUGUAAAUUGUUUGCCUUGGAGCACAAGAAACGAAAGAGAUGAACAGAAACUAGGGUUUCGCCAUUGGACAAUACUUGACUAUUCCAGAGCCUAUUCAUCAGGAGAUAUAACUCCUACAACGGUUGUCGAGAGGUUUAUAGCAUCCGUUGAAGAAUCUAAUCGCUCGGAUCUUCGAAUGUCGUUCUUCAUCAACUGCGACGCCAUUGACGUUCUGAAACAAGCAAAGGAAUCGACUCUAAGAUAUAAAAAAGGAGAGCAAAUCUCAGUUCUUGAUGGAAUUCUUGUGGCGGUGAAAGACGAAAUCGACUGUCUUCCAUAUCCAACAACAGGAGGAACCAAGUGGCUACACAAAUUCAGACAAUGUACGAGGGAUGCGUGUUGCGUUGAGCGUCUAAGACAAUGCGGGGCGAUACUUGUCGGGAAGACGAAUAUGCACGAGCUUGGCGCUGGAACAAGCGGCAUAAAUCCUCAUUACGGGACGACAAGAAAUCCGUACAACAGAGAUAGGAUUAGUGGUGGAUCUUCGAGUGGAUCUGCUGCGGUCGUGGCUGCUGGAUUGUGCCCAGUCGCUCUUGGUGUUGACGGUGGAGGAUCUGUUCGAAUGCCUGCAGCCCUUUGCGGGGUUGUCGGUUUUAAACCAACCUUUGGCCGUAUUCCUCAUUCUGGAGUUCUUCCUUUGAACUGGACAAUGGGAAUGGUCGGAGUACUUUCAGCAACAAUAGAAGACGCGUUCAUCGUAUACGCAGCCAUUAGCGGUCAGCUUCCGUCUGAGGAGCUUAUAACUUCGCCCCCAAAGCUGUCCUUUCCGAAACUGGGCUCAACGAUGGGAAUCACAGACAUAAGACUUGCAAAAUAUGGAGAGUGGUUCAACGACUGUAGCAGUGACAUAAGACUUCGUUGUUCCGAGGCUCUUCUUCGACUUUGUCAGAACUACAACUGGAAGACUGUAGAGGUAACGAUACCGGACAUAGAAGCGAUGCGUCUUGCCCACUAUCUGACGAUCGGAACUGAAUGUUCCGCUUCACUCAGCUCCUAUCUGGAGAGACUUGAUUACUCCGAACUAGGAUGGGAUGUAAGAGUGGCUCUCAGUAUAUACGGCGCUUUCAGCGGCAAAGACUAUAUAAUGGCUCAGAAAAUGAGGAACCGUCAGAACCACAUUCACCAGAAGGUGUUCGAGAAGGCUGAUGUAAUUGUCGUGCCGACAACUGGGGUAACUGCAUACCCGAUUUUGGCAGAUGCCCUUCAGACGGGUGAACUUGAAUAUGUCAAGGGAGCUGCACUCGUUCGGUAUCAGAUUGCUGGAAAUUUUCUAGGAUUGCCGGCUGUAACCGUACCGGUAGGGCACGACAGAGAUGGUUUGCCGAUCGGUAUUCAGUUCAUAGGGAAGCCAUGGUCUGAAGCAACACUCCUUCACAUCGCAUACGCAAUGCAGGCUUUGUACGUUCAAGAAUGCAGGAAGCCAGAGGUUUACUAUGAUCUGAUUAACGAGAACUGAUACAAUCUGAGAGAUGUUUGUGUUGAAACUGGUUGCUUGUCUCUGAAAAUAAGAUCAUUGUGUGAUUUGCCACAGUCGUCACCGACUCACCCCUAUAUAUAUAUAUAUGUCGACCAUCACUGCACAUUUAUUUCUUUGUACAAUCACAUAACAAAAAAAAA
Tarenaya hassleriana is the source of this 2041-nucleotide messenger RNA. RefSeq names its product fatty acid amide hydrolase-like. Lineage: Eukaryota; Viridiplantae; Streptophyta; Magnoliopsida; Brassicales; Cleomaceae. The record is from RefSeq and is a predicted model, not a curated record. The transcript has 20 exons. Gene Ontology annotation, molecular function: catalytic activity. Bases 48 to 1880 code for a protein of 610 amino acids.